AUGGACGAGGAUUUGCUUGUUUUACUAGACAGUCCAAUCCUGAGAUGGGAGGUGUUGAACACUAGAGAUGGUGUGCACGAAAUAAAUAAAAACAGAGGAAUUACUGGUGAAUUUUUUAACUUGUAUCAAGAACUGAGAUUAUACCCUACAAAAUUCUUUGAGUACACUCGAAUGCCCUUGUCAACAUUUGACUACAUACUAAGUAAAAUAUCACCUAAAAUCACCAAAGAAGAUACUAACUUUCGCAAAAGUAUUAGACCUGAGGAGAAAUUGUUCAUAACUCUGAGGUUUUUGUCAACAGGAACUGGAUUUAGAGCAUUAGCUUAUAGUUUUCGUAUGGGGAAAAGUACCAUUGCGUCUAUAGUGCACGAAACAUGCCGUGUUUUAUGGACUGAGUUAGUUCCUAUUCAUAUGCCGAUACCAACAGAACAACGCCUGAAAGAUAUUGCAGAAGACUUUGAAGCUACCUGGAAUUUCCCACACUGCAUCGGAGCAAUUGAUGGGAAACAUUGUGAAAUAAAAAAUCCACCUAAAUCUGGAUCAGCACAUUGGUGCUAUAAAAAAAGAAAUAGCAUUGUCAUGCAAGCUGUGGCUGACGCAAAAAGGAAAUUUGUGGCAGUCGAAGUAGGCGGUCGAGGAAAGCAAAGUGAUGGUGGUACUUUUAUUGCAUCAACGCUGUAUAAGCUUAUAGAAAAAAAUAAAUAUAAAAUUCCUAUGCCAAAGAGACUUCCAAAUUCUGACGUCAUUGCACCCUACGUCCUAGUGGGUGAUGAAGCUUAUCCGUUAAAACAUUAUUUAAUGCGUCCUUAUCCCGAGCGAGUACUUAAUAAUGAAAGAAAAUGUUUUAAUAUCAGAUUGUCUACCGCUAGACAAACAAUCGAAUGCGUAUUUGGCAUUUUAACUCGUAAAUGGUGA
Pieris macdunnoughi is the source of this 915-nucleotide messenger RNA. NCBI's taxonomy places the organism in Eukaryota, Metazoa, Arthropoda, Insecta, Lepidoptera, Pieridae. The record is from the annotation of a GenBank genome assembly.